Messenger RNA from Pleuronectes platessa (European plaice), 3066 nucleotides. Its product is annotated as solute carrier organic anion transporter family member 5A1. Lineage: Eukaryota; Metazoa; Chordata; Actinopteri; Pleuronectiformes; Pleuronectidae. The coding region runs from base 469 to 3066 and encodes 865 amino acids. Gene Ontology annotation, biological process: transmembrane transport; sodium-independent organic anion transport. The transcript has 10 exons. The record is from RefSeq and is a predicted model, not a curated record. Gene Ontology annotation, cellular component: membrane. Gene Ontology annotation, molecular function: protein binding.
CAGCAGCAGCCAUCAGUCCCAUUGAUUCAGAGAGAGUGGGAGCUCCGCAGACAACAACAGCUCCUCCGCGGGUCCGGGAUGCUGCACAGCCAUGGGACAAAGGAAACAUCCAGCUUUCUAACAAAGAGCCAUCAAAUCCACAUGGGAUCCUAAAUUUUAGUGGAACUUUACCUUUUUGUUAUAUUUACAUGUUUAUUUUUUUUUUAACCUCGUUGCCUUUUUAUUGUUAAGAAAUCAAUGAACUGAUUAGAAAAGGAAGGGGAUGUUCUGUCAUUCAGAGAGACAGUUAAUGGAGAUGGGGAAGAGAACAUGCACGUAACUAGAGGGGUCCAGUCCCUCUGGCAGAGCAGCCCUUGCUCCAGCUUCCAGCCCCACAGCUGCUCCACCGUGUCCUCAUGUGGCACUAGUCACUGACCGACCUGUCAGCACAGCCCGGAGCCGACUGAAGCGGAAAGUCCAGCCGGGGCCAUGACCUCAUCGGACAAUGAUGAAACCGGGAGCGACCUGUCUGAGUCCCUGGAGAUCCGCGAGCUCCAGGACCAGUACACGGACCCCGAGUACUGCUUCAAGUCCAAAAGCUUGCCCAUCCUGAAUGGGCCGUGUCAGCCGGACCGCGAGGCAGCGGAGACCCGGUUGCUCAACACCACCCACGCCUGUGUGGCCGUGGGCGAGUCCGGCGAGCUCCAGCUGAAAACCCCAGACUCCAGCCAAGCAGAGUCCCCCUCCUCCAGGACAGACUUCUCUCCCUCGGCCUCCAGCAUGGUGGGGCUCAGCAGCUCUCUGCCGGUGGAGGGCCACAGGGCUGGUGGCGCUGGGGCCAAAAAACUUGGCUUCCCUUUUACCUGCCUUAUCCGUAUCCCAGUCAGGAAGUAUGUGCGGGCCAUCCUGAGGGACUCGCGCUGCUUCCUGUUCUGCAUGUGCUACCUGACCUUCAUCCAGUCCCUGAUGGUCUCGGGCUACCUGAGCAGCGUCAUCACUACCAUUGAGAAACGUUACAGCCUCCGCAGCUCGGAGUCCGGCCUGCUGGUCAGCUGCUUCGACAUAGGCAGCUUGAUUGUGGUGGUCUUCAUCUCCUAUUUUGGCGGCAGAGGUCAGAGGCCGCGCUGGCUGGCUGUGGGUGGUGUGGUCAUCGCCAUAGGGGCCGCGAUGUUUUCCCUGCCCCACUUCAUCUCGCCACCCUACCAGAUCCAGGAGAUGAACUCAUCGUUGGGUCACGGAGGCCUCUGUCAGAUCGGCAACAACAGCGGGCGAGAACUUGACGUGGCGUCGUGCCCCCGCGACCAGGAGGGCAACGAGCACAACCUGUACGUGGCUCUGUUCAUCUGCGCCCAGAUACUCAUAGGCAUGGGGUCCACGCCCAUCUACACCCUGGGGCCCACCUACCUGGAUGACAACGUGAAGAAAGAAAAUGCAUCCCUCUACCUGGCCAUCAUGUAUGUGAUGGGCGCCCUGGGACCUGCAGCUGGCUACCUGCUGGGUGGAGUCCUCAUCGGCUACUACGUCGACCCCACAACUGUCGUGAACAUCGACCAGAGUGACCCUCGCUUUGUUGGCAACUGGUGGAGUGGCUUUCUCCUGUGUUCCGUUGCCAUGCUGCUGGUCAUCUUCCCCAUGUUUGCCUUCCCCAAAAAGCUGCCUCCUCGCCACAAAAAGAGGAAGAAGAAAAAGAUGGGCUCGCCCGGUGACGUGUCCAGUGACGAUGAGAUGAUGAAGGAGAAGUCCAGCACCAAAGGCCAGAAAGUCACCUCCUCCAUGGGCUUUGGGAAGGACAUCAAAGACCUCCCCAAGGCAGCACUGAGGAUCCUCAGCAACAUGACCUUCCUGUUCGUCAGCCUGUCCUACACGGCCGAGUGUGCCAUCGUCACCGCCUUCAUCACCUUCAUUCCAAAGUUUAUCGAGUCUCAGUUUGGCAUCCCCGCCUCCAACGCCAGCAUCUACACCGGUGUGAUCAUUGUCCCCAGUGCCGGCGUGGGCAUCGUGCUGGGGGGCUACAUCAUCAAGAAGCUGAAGCUCGGAGCCAGAGAGUCGGCCAAGCUGGCCAUGAUCUGCAGCGGGGUGUCCCUGCUCUGCUUCUCCACGCUCUUCAUAGUGGGCUGCGAGAGCAUCAACCUGGGAGGCAUCAACAUACCGUACACCACUGGGCCGACCCUGACGAUGACCCACAGGAACCUGACGGGAAGCUGCAACGUGAACUGUGGCUGCAGGAUCCACGAGUACGCUCCCGUCUGCGGCUCCGACGGCAUCACCUACUUCAACCCCUGUCUGGCUGGAUGCAGCACCGUGGGCAAUGAGAGCACCGGGAUCAGGAACUACACGGACUGCGGCUGUGUGCAGAGCCGGCAGGUCAUCACGCCGUCCUCCGGCGGGCAGGUCAACCAGCUGCAGCUGGUCAUCGUCAAAACCUACCUGAACGAGAAUGGCUACGCCGUGUCGGGGAAGUGCGACCGCACCUGCAACACGCUCAUCCCCUUCCUCAUCUUCCUCUUCAUCGUCACGCUCAUCACCGCCUGUGCCCAGCCCUCCGCCAUCAUCGUCACACUCAGGUCUGUUGACGAGCAGGAGAGGCCCUUUGCUCUCGGGAUGCAGUUUGUCCUGCUCCGGACUCUCGCCUACAUCCCGACGCCCAUCUACUUCGGUGCAGUGAUCGACACCACGUGCAUGUUGUGGCAGCAGGACUGCGGCGUGCACGGCUCCUGCUGGGAGUACGACGUCACCUCCUUCCGCUUCGUCUACUUCGGCCUGGCCGCCAGCCUCAAGUUCGUGGGCUUCAUCUUCAUCUUCCUCACCUGGUACUCCAUCAAGCACAAGGAGGACCUGGCCGAGCGCUGGCGGCAGCACCUGCCUCCGCUGGGCACCGUCAGCGACCUCAUCUGCCACGCCGGCGGCCAGAAGAGCCACGCCCGCACCCGCUCCUGCCCCGUGUUCAUCCCCCCCCGGCCCGACCCCCCCACCGCCCUGCUGCUCAGCCGCGGCCACAGCAGCCUCAGCUGCCCCGGCAACACCCUCGAAGCAAUAACCCCGCCCAUCAUCUUGCCGCACCACCACGAAGGCUCCGCCCGCGUCUGA